AUUCAUCGACAGCCGGCUUUGUGUUUGUGUGCGUUUUCUAUCGAUAUAAAAUGCUAGACCAGGAGUUUUUUUCCAAUCGCUUCAGUUUAUAACAUUCGCUCAGAGAGUAGGAUGUACCGGUAUUGUAAGCGGAGUUAUUAAAGAUUUUAUACUGAUAAAGGAACAAAUUCCUCAGCGUUAUAUCUAUUGAUGUUUAUAAAGCAGCGCGCGGAUAUAUAGCGACUAUACAAUUUAAUAUUGUACGGGAAAUAUUUUCAAAAUAGCGCUAAAACGUGCAAACGUAAUACACAUGCGCGUAUGCAGAGAAAAUAAAUGUUCAUAUGAUAAAUGAAUGGUACCUAGCUACUGUGUAACUUUAAGUGUGUGAGGAUUUAAUAGACCACAGAGCUAUCUAGUUUAUCUUUUUUGUGGCUAAAAACGUGAAUGAAACGCGGUCUGAACUGAUUGAUUUUUGCUCGUAUAUCCUUUAUCACUAUACAGGUAUAUAUACUCCUUUUUUACUUUAAGGUUUGUCUUAUAAACAAACAGUGUGUAAUUAUUUCGGUGUAUUUCAGCAAAAUCCGGAUAAAACAUAUCUAGUGUAUUUACCGUGCGUUGAAUAGAUAGAUCAAUCUCUUCUCGACCUAAUUAUUCUGAAUUGGAGUUUACAAGAUUUAUUACUUACAUUUGUAAUGUAAAGAGUUUUGAUAUUGUAUCAAGGAAGUGGAUGUAAUAAAGACAGCGAAAUAAGAUGGUAAAUAGUAUGCUUUAAAUGCUUUAAACCCAGAUUAAUGCGUGGACUGUGUUAAUAUAUUUACGAACAACCUACAGGUCAUUGUUAUAAUCUAUAAUGUACUUACAUGGGUAUGAACUUAUUACUAUAUACAAUAUUGCGUUUACAAAUAUUUAAAAUCGAUUUUGUUUGCACCGUUUCGGUUAAUUGCCUAUUCAAAUAUACUAUCUAUAGAAAUACGGUUUACUAGUUAUAGUUCAUCAAACUGGAGUCGACACAGCACCGCGGAAGGCCGCGUAGACCGUAUCCACCCAGGCUUCUUUUUAAAAGAUCCCAGAGCAAGGGGACAAAUGUUGGAAUGGCGGAGGGGGCUCACGACAGGGACCCCCUCCCACCCGAUACGAGGGAGGAAUAUGACAAGACGGAGAAAUGGCUAGACGAGCACCCGGAUUUUGUACAUGAUUAUUUUGCUCGAAAAGCAAAGCGGAGUAUGGUGGAUGGGUGGCUUAUAUCGCAUGCAAUUAAACACACAGCCGGACUUUUGCAGUCCGACGGCAAUUCGUCGACUGGAUCGAAAAAUAACUCGAAAAAUAAUUCAGGAGCUAAUACACCUGUUCGAAAAAUAUCUGCCCAAGAAUUCGAAAAAGGAGGGAUUCUUAAUCCUAUGAUUAGUACGGUUGAAGGGGUACCGACGUUUUUAAGCCCGUCGCCGACGGCGCAGUCCCCUUCCCAAGGUAGGCUGCAAAGCAGGUCGCGAAACGAACUAAAGGAGCUAGAUGAAAAAGAGCUUAUGUAUGAGCUAGUUAUGGAUAUAUGCAAUGACCUGGAUGUAACUAGUUUGUGUUUCAAGAUAUUAAACAACUGCUGUACUCUGCUAAAUGCCGACAGGUGUUCAAUGUUUCUCGUGCAGGGCAAAGGUACAAAUGAAAAAUAUCUAGUUGCCAAACUAUUUGAUGUUAAUGGCGAGACCUCCCUUGAGGAGAUAUCAAAUGCAAAAGAGGAAAUUAGAGUAUCCUGGGGUACGGGCAUUAUAGGAUACGUAGCAAAAACUGGCGAGGUGCUCAAUAUUCCGGAUGCAUAUAAGGACCCACGUUUCAACGCUGAGAUAGACAUACGUAUGGGAUAUAAGACACAGAGCAUAUUAUCCAUGCCAAUCAAAGACAACGAAGGCGAGGUUAUAGGCGUGGCUCAAGCAAUCAAUAAGGUUAUAAAUAGAAACCUUCCAUUCGACGAACAUGAUGAGAAGGUAUUUGCAUCAUAUCUCGCCUUUUGUGGUAUUGGUUUAAAAAAUGCUCAACUUUAUGAAAGAUCUCUACUGGAGAACCGCCGGAGUCAGGUAUUGCUUGAUCUUGCACGUGUAAUAUUUGAAGAACAGAGUAACGUUGCGAACCUGAUUCAGAAGAUUAUGAUGCACACGCAGUCACUGUUACAGUGUGAAAGAUGUCAGGUGAUGCUAAUUGAUGAAUCGAGUAAGGUUAAGAAUAACAUGCGUAAGCCAGGGAGAGCAUCUAAAACGGGUAUUUUUUCUCAGGUAUAUGAUCUUGCAACAGAUGAUUUUGAUAACAGUGAAACUUACACACGAGAGGGUGCUAACAUAUUCAUUCGGAUGUUCAGACCCACAGAGCCUCGGUUUCCGAUUCAAAUUGGUAUAACGGGACAUGUGGCUUCAACUGGAGAGCCUUUGAACAUACCAGAUGCGUACAGUGAUCAGCGAUUUGAUCCAACGGCGGACGAAAAGACGGGUUUCAGAACGAAGUCAAUAUUAUGUAUGCCAAUCAAAAAUGCUGAGGGUCGUGUGAUGGGAGUUAGUCAACUCAUUAACAAAAAGGAUGGGACGCCCUUCACUAAAAACGACGAGAAUCUCUUUGAGGCAUUUGCAAUAUUUUGUGGAAUGGGAAUUUAUAAUACUCAGAUGUAUGAAACUACAGUCCGGGCCAGUGCAAAGCAACGGGUAGCUAUAGAAGUCUUAUCUUACCAUGUGUCCGCACCAUCCGACGAAUGCGCAAAACUAAAGAAUGCAGUUAUACCAUCCUGUCAAGACUACCGUCUGCUCGACUAUGAUUUUAAUGAUAUAGCUCUAGAUGAUGACGAUACGAUAAAAGCUAGCAUUCGAAUGUUUGUAGACUUGGACCUUCUCGAGAAAUUCAGAAUAAACUACGAUACACUGUGCAGAUGGUUGUUAUCUGUGAAAAAGAACUACCGAAAUGUAACAUAUCACAAUUGGCGGCAUGCAUUUAAUGUGGCACAAACCAUGUUUUGCUGUCUCAAAAAAGGUGAGCUGGACAAUGUUUUGAGUGACGUAGAGAGUCUAGCCCUUGUUGUUGGCUGUUUGUGUCAUGACUUGGACCACAGAGGAACCAAUAACCAAUUUCAAAUCAAAACCAUGUCUGCUCUGGCAGAACUAUAUUCUACCUCAACUCUGGAACACCACCAUUUUGACCAGUGCAUAAUGAUAUUAAGUACAGAGGGCAAUGAAAUUUUCUCUGGAUUGUCUCAGGAAGAAUACGAGUCAGUUAUAGGUUUACUGGAAUGUGCAAUACUCUCUACAGAUCUGGCAUUAUAUUUCAAACACCGAGGAGAGUUUUUCCGGUUGGUGGAAGACGAAACUACAGACUGGGAUACGGACGAACAUCGUGACCUCCUAAGAUCUAUGAUGAUGACAGCGUCCGAUGUAUCGGCUAUAACGAAGCCAUGGGAUGUUCAAAAAAGGAUUGCUGAUUUGAUAGCUAACGAAUUCUUUGAGCAGGGCGACCUUGAAAAGUUACAGCUGAAAAUAAAACCAAUUGAAAUGAUGGAUCGGGAUAAGAAAGACAAAUUGCCUGUAAUGCAAGUUAGUUUCAUAGAUGCAAUAUGCUUGCCGAUCUACAAGGCUAUUGCAAAAGUUUCACCCAAGCUACAACCACUCUUAGAUGGGUGCCAGAGGAACAGAGACAACUGGGAAAAGAUGGCCAAGAACAUAGAUAAAGUACAAGUCGACGAAAACGAACGAGAAACGGUCAAGCCACACAGCUGACAUAAACUGAAAUGUGUGCUUAUAUAACGUUCACGUUAUAGCACAUAGAUAUAGCGCAUUUACAUUAUAUAGUUUUCAAAAAGUGAUAUUUCAGGAAUGAACACGCAAUGAAAAGUUGUUCAUUGACUGAGUAAUUUCUGAAGAACACAAAUCUAUUUUACCCAUAUCAAAGUCCUACUCAUUUCUCUGUGUAAUACAAAGCAUAAUUAAGUCCAUUCUGUUGAACUACAUAUAAAUUCUACUAAUUCUAUAAGAAUUUUGUAGAGUUGAACAUACAUAUCUCUAUGGGUAAUAUUAUCCUAAUGUCUCAGCAGCCUUAUUAAACAUAAAUAUCAAUCAUAUAAUACACCCUCAAUAGACAAAGGCUGUAUAAAGACACUUAACUUGAACAAAUGAUAUUCUUAGCCGAAAUAAUGAGAAAUAGUGAUCCUUUAUUAGUUGUCAGUUUCAUUUAAUGAUAUUUGCGUAUUGCUGUUGUGUGUAGCACAUAGAGCAUUAUGGUUUACCCAAAACAUACAUGUAUACUUGUGUACAUAUUAUUGUCUAUUAUGCAGCAUAUUGAAGGUUGUUAUACUUUAAGUGUUGUAAUUCUAGCGACUUUUAUCUUGAAACUUGUUUGUACAUUUUAUAGCAUCAAGCAUGCACAUGUUUUGUUCAAAGCAUAAUUCUGUGAUAUAAAGAACACCGAAGGAGAUUUUUAAAUGGUUAAUGAAAUUAAACAGGUUAUACGUUUUAUGAUAAAAGUUUUAGCAAUAUGUCUAGGGGUCCCAAUGAAUGUGCGCCACAACAAAAACGCACUUAUUUUUAUUCGUAUUUAGCCUGGGAAUCCAGUCUGACAAUUUCUAACUUUUUUCUACCAGCAAAUUGACAAUUGAUAAUAUCAGAAACUCGAUGAAUGCCAAUUAACACUAAGUUGGAUCUUUAAAUAAUGCAUAGAUAUUCGGUAUGAUUUCUUCUUACAAAGCACGAAAAUUAUCAACGAAUUCCCAGGCUAAUUUGUACUAAUAACUUGCACAUUGGAAAAACAGUGUCUAAUUAAGAAUGAGCAGUAUUACACUGCAGAGACUUUAAUGUUGUAAUUAUAUUUUUGUGUUUAAUGGAAGCAAUGCUCGUAAAAGGAAACAAAGAAAUGUCUCCAGUGAAAUACUGUUGCAAAGUUCUAAAAGGAAAAGAAACGGCAGAAAUCGGUAACAAAUUUUUCAUACACCAAAUCAUUGUAGACACCUAGAAUUUCUUACGAUUAGGCCAUCAAUAUGUGUUUGUCAUGAAAAGAAUUUUGUACAAAAUGUACUUUUAUCAGGAUUUCUUCUUCAUGUGAACUUUAUUUUAUAUUUGGCAUUAAUUAGCCACAAACAUUAUUUACUUAUAUAGUGCAAACUGUUGCACGAAAAUAAAUUUGAAAUUUCUCCUUCCAUAUGGUUGUUAGUCAAAGAUAAACUAAAUAUUAGAUUAAAUAUAUUAAACAUCACUCACUUGGGAAGUUCAAACUAGAUUAUUGUCAUGGUAUAAGUCGCAGAUGCUAUGAGAAAAUAGUUGUUGUAUAUUUUAGAUAAUAAGUCAUAUGUAAUUCAAUAGAAAGUAUUGUGGAACAAGAUCUAAGCAACAGCCUGUCCACUUUGCAUGUAUACUCAAGAAAAGAAGCAGUAAAAGAAGUAUCUCUCUUUACUUCUACUGUGGCGUGGGUAUUUAUAACUAGAAGCGCACAUAACGCAUUGAAAACGUGUAUUGAAGUGUUUCAACAGUCCUUAAUCAUCUUUAUUAUGAUGUUUAGGUAAUUUUGAAUAAGACUAUGAUAUUUUAGAUGCCUACUUUAUCUGUGAUAGUAAUGCAAAGAAAUCCAUGUUGUUGUUGAUGUUUUUAUAACCGCUACCAUUUUAAAAGAGGUAUGACACGUUAAAGAAAAAGGUACCUUAGGUUGUGUUUUAUUCAAAUUUGUUUUUAUUUUCAAUAUUACGUUUACCUUCAUGCUAUACAAAUGUGACCUUCUAUUGAGAUAAAGUGUAUAUCGAUAAUCAUUUAUGUGGAGGGUUUUCGUAACUUCUGAAUAUAUACAGUGUUUUUACAGAAAAUAAAAAAGGGAAAUUAGGAAUUGAUACAGACGAAAGUAAUACAUUAUCAGAAAUGUCUUUCAGUUCAAAAGGACGUCCAUUUUGAAGAUCAACAUUUCGUCAAAAGAGUUUCAGUUUAUCACAAAACUGCCGUUAUGAUUUUCAGACCACCUAUUCAUGACGCCAUGAAUAGUAUGGGUCUAUAAAGCUGAACGACCUAUUUUAUCAUCUAAGUAUAACUGUGUAAAUGGUCAAGGUUUUAUCAUUUUGCUUUUCUUUUUUCUAAAUUGGUACAAAUGCACGAAAUAUUUUCAUACAGACAUACUUAUCACGUACAAAGUUAAAGAUCUGUAAAAUACUUAUAUGUAUCAGGUACGAAAUAAAAGUCCUAAAAAAACUUUAUUUUACCAAACAAUCUGGAAAUAGAAUUAUGUUUUGGAGGGGAAGUAAAGUUACUUAAUUUGAUGUCAUUGUUUGUUAUGCUUGCAUUAGAAUGUUGUUAAAUUGCUUUCAUGUAAAUGUGCAUUGCAAUUUCUGCAACUCGAGACCCAGUAUAAAGAUAUUAUUUUACAUGACAAUACUCAAAUUUAGUCUUCACAUUUACCAUUUGUUUUUUCGGUUGUUUACUAUAACAGUGUUUUUGUUAAAUUAAAAUAUAAAUACAUUCAACGUCUGAUAUAUGGCGAAAACAUAAAACCCAACUGAGUUAACAUUCAAAUUAUUACUGUGAAAUCAUUUAUAUUCGUGGUGGACUAAUUUUCGUGGAUUUCGUGGUUGAGUCAAUCCACGAAAUUUAAUCCCAACGAACAAGUAAAAUUCCCAUUCAUUUUUUGUUCUGAAGUUGAAAUCCACGAAUUCUUAUCCCCACGAAAUUGCCGUUUUGACCAAAAUCAUGAAAUUUCAUGCCCACGAAAUUAAAUGAUUUUACAGUAUCUGUAUUUGUUUGUUAAACUCAUAUUGCUAAUUUUACUUACAAGCAUUUGAAAACGCCACAUAUGAUGACAAUGGGGGCACCUUUACCUUAAAAUCUAAUUUGUUAUGAUUUUAGGUUACUUUUUAAUGAGAAUGAUAUUUACAUAUUGAGUGCACCCAUGUGAUAUUUUAGGUUUGUAUGUUUCUUUAUUUAAAAAAAAUUAACAAAGCAUUUGUGACAUUAUCUUCCUUAGCAAACAUUUGAAACUGUGUAAAAUGUACACAUUUUUUAUUUUCUUUUAUUAAAAAUGCGGACCAUAUCUUGUUUUUUUUUCGUAAUUUACAGCUGAACUUAUUACGGCACAAGACAGUUAUACCGGCAAAUACUUAAAUUCGUUUUUAGCUCACCUGUCACGUUGUGACAAGGUGAGCUUUUGUGAAAAAGCUAUUCAUCCGUCGUACGUCGUCCGUCCACAAUUUCUUGUGAACACGAUAGAGACCACAUUUUGCAAUCGAGUUUUAUCAAACUUGCACACAACUUGCAUUGACAUAAUAUCUCGGCUCUGUUUGAAUACUGGCUAAAUCCCUUCAUGGGUCAUGGGUUUAAGACUUAUGGCCCCUUAAAGGGCCAAAAUUUGCUAUUUUGACUUUUGCAGCCAUAUAGAGACUUCGUUUAUGGUUUGAUUCGAUGCAAACUUGCAAAAUAUUUUUAACCCUUAGAUUCCAUGAUGAAUCCGUCAGAUCCAAUCAUACGUUCCGGAGUUACGGCCUCUGAUUGAUCCUUGGAAGAGCCAAAAUUUGUGAAUUAUUUCUUUGCGAACAAGAUAGAAGUGACAUUUUUACCUGAAAGGGGCAAAAUUGUCUAAUUGAAACUUUCAGCCAUUUAGAGGUUUCAUUUUUGCUUUGAUUUGAUACAACUUUGCGCAGAAUAUUCAUCUUGAUGAUCUCUAGACUAAGGUCGAAACUGUGUCAUGUGGGGUCAAAAACUAGGUCACCAUCAAAUCAAAGUGAAAGCUUGUUAACACUCUUGAGGCCACAUUUAUGAUCCUGUCUUCAUUAAUCUUGGUUAGAAUGUUUAUCUUGAUGGUUCCUAUGCCAAGUUUGAAACUUGGUCAUGUGGGGUCAAAAGCUCGGUCGCCACUCAAAUCAGAGGUUAGAGGUUUCAUUUAUGCUUUGAUUUGAUACAACCUUGAGGAGAUUAUUCAUCUUGAUGAUCUCUAGACUAAGGUCGAAACUGUGUCAUGUGGGGUCAAAACCUAGGUCACCAUCAAAUCAAAGUGAAAGCUUGUUAACACUCUUGAGGCCACAUUUAUGAUCCUAUCUUCAUUAAACUUGGUCAGAAUGUUUAUCUUGAUGGUUCCUAUGCCAAGUUUGAAACUUGGUCAUGUGGGGUCAAAAACUCGGUCGCCACUCAAAUCAGAGGUUAGAGGUUUCAUUUAUGCUUUGAUUUGAUACAGCCUUGCGCAUAAUAUUUGAUGAUCUCUAGACUAAGUUCGAAACUGGGUCAUGUGGGGUCAAAAACUAGGUCACCAUCAAAUCAAGGGAAAAGCUUGUUAACACUGUAGAUGCCAUAUUUAUGACCCAAUCUUCAUGAAUGUAUGUUUAUCUUUAUGCCAAGUUUGAAGGUACAAAAUAAUUUUACACAAAUUUUUCUUGGGUGACCCUUUACAAAGAUUGUACAAAUUACUCUGUUUCAUCAAAUAGCAUUGCCACUAGUAUGUGUGGUCACUUUAUCCCUUAUUUAUGAAGUGGAAACUUUAAAAAUCUUCAUGUUUGAUAUUGUCAUAUUACAUUAUUCCCCAAUGACUUACCCCACCUCUACCUCCCUCCCCAUUCCCCCCUACCUCAACAUACACAUACACAGUACCUGCCUGUAUAUAUUUAGAAUAAACUUUUAAUUGUUCAAGCAAGCAACUAAACUCAGGUGAGCGAUACAGGGCCAUCAUAGCCCUCUUGUUUGUAAAAUGUAUUGAAGCAAACCAAUACAUGUAUAAGGGUUCUUUUAAUAUGUAUGUCUUAUUUUGUUCUUUUCGUUAUUUGAAAUUUUUCAAACAAUUGAUCGUAUAAAAAUUUUAUAUAUUUGUGUCACUAUGUUUGUAGAUUGUAAAAAACUGAAUAAACAUAAAACUUU
This is a messenger RNA of Mercenaria mercenaria, 8816 nucleotides long. Its product is annotated as dual 3',5'-cyclic-AMP and -GMP phosphodiesterase 11-like. Lineage: Eukaryota; Metazoa; Mollusca; Bivalvia; Venerida; Veneridae. Gene Ontology annotation, biological process: signal transduction. Bases 1071 to 3725 code for a protein of 884 amino acids. Gene Ontology annotation, molecular function: protein binding; 3',5'-cyclic-nucleotide phosphodiesterase activity. The record is from RefSeq and is a predicted model, not a curated record. The transcript is spliced from 20 exons.